CCUGCCAGGGGAUCGCGAGUAAAAAUAAUCCUUUCCAGGACAGCCCGGGACAGGAUUGACGCACACUUUCUGCAGCUAAGCCGCCAGACUUGCAAGCCCUACGGACCUGCAACGUGUCAGGGAACACAUCAUCCUAAGCCCGUCGUGUGUGCGAGCUGCAAGAGCCAAAGCAAAUUACAAGAACGCCAGCAGCCGCUGCAGGUAGCCAAAUAUGUCGGACUCCCCCCAAUCUCCUCCCAAGGAUGUCGACCAAGGUGUACAAUCACCGGAAGAGGAACAAAUGAACGAGGCUCAAGACCCACAGUCCGGUGGACUCACCUAUGAGUUCGAGGUCAAGGAGCAGGACCGCUGGUUGCCCAUAGCCAAUGUCGCUCGCAUCAUGAAGAAUGCGCUCCCUGAAAACGCAAAGAUCGCCAAGGAAGCGAAAGAAUGCAUGCAGGAAUGCGUCAGCGAGUUCAUCUCCUUCAUUACGAGUGAGGCCUCGGAGAAGUGUCAUCAGGAGAAGAGAAAGACGGUUAACGGAGAAGACAUUCUAUUCGCCAUGACUUCUUUGGGAUUCGAGAACUACGCAGAAGCCCUCAAGAUCUACCUCUCGAAAUACAGAGAACAAUCCCAGUCCAACAGGGGAGAAACCUCCCACCGUCCAGGCAGCAGCGGCUACGGCGCCAACCCGCCAACCGGAGCAGGAAGUUUCCAAGCCGAGCCACAAAACAGCGUCCUCGGAGGCCAGCAAGGAGAUGGCACCGCCGACGCUCAGGGCUACAUGUACGGCGCGCAGACGGCGCACAAUGGUACCGGUGGCGCCGACGGCUACCAGUAAUGUGAUUUACACCUGAGACGACUGGACAGUGUUUUGAAAGGGCGAUUUUAUUUUUUCUCCAUCUCGACAUAUAUGUACUAAUUGCGACU
This is a messenger RNA of Colletotrichum acutatum, 909 nucleotides long. Its product is annotated as histone-like transcription factor and archaeal histone. The transcript is spliced from 4 exons. Gene Ontology annotation, biological process: regulation of transcription by RNA polymerase II. Gene Ontology annotation, cellular component: CCAAT-binding factor complex; nucleus. Gene Ontology annotation, molecular function: RNA polymerase II cis-regulatory region sequence-specific DNA binding; protein heterodimerization activity; DNA-binding transcription activator activity, RNA polymerase II-specific. The coding region runs from base 212 to 820 and encodes 202 amino acids. NCBI's taxonomy places the organism in Eukaryota, Fungi, Ascomycota, Sordariomycetes, Glomerellales, Glomerellaceae. The record is from RefSeq and is a predicted model, not a curated record.